This is a messenger RNA of Malassezia restricta, 1212 nucleotides long. Its product is annotated as peroxin-16. The record is from RefSeq and is a predicted model, not a curated record. The transcript has a single exon. The coding region runs from base 1 to 1212 and encodes 403 amino acids. Gene Ontology annotation, biological process: peroxisome organization. Gene Ontology annotation, cellular component: peroxisomal membrane. Lineage: Eukaryota; Fungi; Basidiomycota; Malasseziomycetes; Malasseziales; Malasseziaceae.
AUGUCCGCCGCACGGCGCCCGCAGCGCGGCGCGUACGAGUCGUUCCUGCUGCAGCAUGUGUCGCAGGUCACAGCGCUCGAGUCGUCGCUGCGCAGCAUGACGUACAUCCUCCCGGGCCGCUUCAAAGACGCCGAGCUCGCCGGCGAGGUGAUUUACGCGCUCGUCCACCUCCUCGGCCUGUACCACGACUCGGUGCUCUUCCGCAUCGUGUACGCGCGCCACCGCGACCGCGAUCAAGAGGCACUGGCCAGCGCGCUCGCGAGCGCGAACGUCCCCAAGAUCUCGCCCCACGCACGCUACACGUCCUUCUGGCGCACCACACAGCCGCGCUACGCGCUCGCAGCCGCGGCCCUCGCGACCACCGAGGCCGUCCAGCUCCUCGCAGAAAUGCUCGCGCGCCGCCGCCUCGGCGAGCGCCGCGCAUGGGACGUCGUCCUCGCCAUCGAGGCUCUCAAGGCCGCGUGCCGCUUCACACUCGUGCGCGCCUCCCAGAACCGACCGGUCAUCACGCCACCGCUGCCCCAGCGCGAAUUCGAUCCCGCCCAGCUCGAGCAGCCGGCGCCCAGCACCAUGCCCCUCACAUGGCGCGGCACACGCACACACUGCCUCCGCCGCUCCCUCGCGUCCGUCGGCUCCCGCGACGUCUACGAGCACCUGCUCUCACGCACCCUCACCGAGCAGGACGUGUCGCCACCGCCGCUCCUCGUCCGGCCGCUGACCCAGCCGGCCGCGCGCAUCGCCGAGGCCGUGUGGAUUCUGCGCCCCCUGCUGUACGUCGCUCUCCUGCGCACGUACGGAAGGCGCGAUCUGCGCCCCUUCGCCACCUCGCUCCUCGUGGAAUGCCUCGCUCGUACGCUGCGGCAGCAUACGCGCGUCCAGCACAGCAAAUCGCCCUCACCCCCGUCCAUCUCGCUGUGGCUCUCGGUGCUCGGCAUGGAAAACUCCUUCCUCGACUGGCUCGCCAGCGGCCUCUCGACCCAAAGCGCCGCUCAGCGACCCGUCAGCACUGUCGAAGGCGACGAAUGGAUCGCACGGAACCGCUCCCUCUGGUGGUACCUGCUCCGCGGCCCCGUCUGGUACGGCUGGACACGCCCCAAGCUGGCCAGCUUCGUGGCCCGCACAGAGCACCGCCGCCUCCUCGGCCUCCUAGGCUCCAUCAUCCGGGAGUACCUGCCUCUCAUCGACGACUACUACUACUACUCGGCCAUGUAA